AUGAUAUUAAUCACAUCUUUAAUAACAUUAAUAUAUGCAGCCUAUGAUGGAACAGAUUAUUUAAAAGGUGAAGGGAGUUUUAAUAUUGAAUAAAAUUGGAUAAUGAAUUAGACAGAAGAAUAUAUGGAAACAUAAUUUGUUACUUAAGGGAAUGAUAAAGUAAAUUAAUUUAUGUAUUAGUAAAAGUUCUUGAAAUUAUAUAAAAAGGCAGAAUCAGAAUUAAGUUUCAAAGAUGGAUUCUAUCAUCUAUUUGAAGAAUCAUAACCUUAACAUAUUAGAUUUUGGUUUGCAUCUGGAAAUAAAGAAAUUGAGGAUACAAAUUUAAGAUUAAAGGAUACAGGCACAGAUAAAACUGCAAUUUCAUUUAGAUGUGGAUAUGCUGGAUUUGUGAGAGUAAAUGAUAAUUAGAUGAUCACAUUUUAUAAUAGUUCAGUUUCAACAGAUUCUAAAAUAAUUUGGACAUAAGCAGAUAUCUUAUUGAAUUGGGAUACAUAAGAAGUUUUAGUUUUUAUGAAUGAAUCAUAUAUGGGAUCUACUAGUUUCUAUCAUUAAGAAGUAUUUAAAUUAUAUAUAUAUAUUUAAAUAGGUGACAAAAGUAAAUGAAGUAAUGCUUUAUAAUUUAAAACCAAAUACUACUAGUUGGUGGAAGAAUAUUAAAAUAUGCAAAGAAAGAUGCGAUAAUUUUGAAUUUACUCAAAUUGUUGUGAUAUGCUUUACAUUAUUCAUAUUAUUAUUGUGA
Messenger RNA from Paramecium pentaurelia, 739 nucleotides. NCBI's taxonomy places the organism in Eukaryota, Ciliophora, Oligohymenophorea, Peniculida, Parameciidae. The record is from the annotation of a GenBank genome assembly.